CAGACCCGUCUCUUGGGCGAAAGCCCCUAUCAGUAUCUAAAUUCUUCUUUGAUCAAUGUGUGCCUUUUCCUCGCCCCAGGCUGCCUAAAUGCGCAGGGCUUUUGGGCCCUAGAAGCCCUCCUUGGUGUCGCUGUCAGUUUGGGUGUCACCUACCUGCUGCAGGCCACCCUCCCCUUCUAUCCCUCCCCCUCUCGAUCCGCCUCUUCUAGAGCCUGUAGCCCCCAUUCAUCGUCUAUUUGUGCUCUGACAAUUGUCCGUGUCUCUUCUCCUGGGGCGCAGCCUACUCUUGUGUCUGCUAGAAACUGCAGAAUAGCCUUGGUAGCCCUAGGGUCCCCAAAGAGCCUUCCCUCAGGGUGGUCCUCGGCCAUGGUCGGUAUGGUAACUCUAGCCCUGGUCAAGUUCUUGUAUAGAGCUGUUCGCUGCCGUCGCCACUAUCUACACUCGAACGGGAGGUGGUAG
Messenger RNA from Rasamsonia emersonii CBS 393.64, 459 nucleotides. RefSeq lists its product as uncharacterized. The annotation marks the transcript as partial. The transcript has a single exon. NCBI's taxonomy places the organism in Eukaryota, Fungi, Ascomycota, Eurotiomycetes, Eurotiales, Trichocomaceae. The record is from RefSeq and is a predicted model, not a curated record.